CGACGAGAGGCUCCCCCAGGGCCUGCAGCGACGUUGGGCUCGCGGGGCGGGGGGUGGGGCAGACACCGAACCGGCCGCUCGUUUGCUUUCUGAGUGGGGGGAGGGGAGCGUAUAAAGCGGCUGCGGCCUAGUCCUGAGACCGACCCUGGGGGCUUUAGGGGAAAUCAUCUGCACUGAGGAAUUUCCGGCAAUGCCAGAGACGUGCUGUGAGAUGUAAGGGUUCUAUGUAAUGGCUAAGCGUGGUGGGUUAAAAAGCAUUUUUCCUGCGUUUUUCCAGGAGAAUGGACAGUAAGUUGUUCAUUUCCAACGGUCACUUUAUUGCAGAGCUGCCUACAACUUGAGUUUCUGUACCUGUGUUAAACACGACAUUCCGGAAUUAUUUGUACAAGCUCUUCUAAAAGGAUUUGUGGAGCUUUCAGCAAAAGCGAGCCAGUAGCAGAUACGCACAAUAUUGAACAAGCAUAGAGAUAACUGUUUGGACACACCACCUGAAUAUGAUGUUUUUUAAUAUGCUUCUGAGAAACAUUGUGAGACAUUCUGUUUUUCCGGUUGCUAUGCAGAAGGGGACAAAAAAAGACUUGUUUUUAACAACUCCUCAGAAGCCUUUUCCAUGUAGAACACUGAUUUUAUCUCCUACCCCAAAGAAGCAGUUUUCAUCCAACCCCACUGAGAAGCUAGAUUUGGAUGGGUGGAAAAAUGUCAUGAAAUCUGGAAUGCAAGAGGAAGUUAGUGAGACAUCUGAGAGUGAGAAGGAUUCCACUUUAGCUGCUACAAGGGAACUUGUGGAGAUGUGGAGGCUAGCUGGAGUAUUUGUUCCAGAAAAUAUCAGUGAAGAGGAGUUAAAGACCCUUAUGGAAUGUUCCACUAAAUCAUCCAAAAAGAAGUAUUUAAAAUUCUUAGCUUGCAAAGAAAAACUGAAGAAAGCUAGUAAAGCAAAGCAGGAAAAGCGAAGGGAAGCAAAGAUGGAAAGGCUGGAAAAGGCUAAAGAAAAUGGUACUAGUGAGAUGAAGAAUACUUUCUUAUUGAAGUUUUGGUCCAGGAGUUUUGAUAAGGUAUAUAACUGGAGGACUGCUCAGGCUAUGAUCUUUGGCCAGCCUUUAGUAUUUGAUAUGGCUUAUGAAAAUUAUAUGUCACGUAGAGAAAUGGAGAACACAGUAAAUCAGCUAAUGGAGACUGAAGGGUGGAAUCGAAGAGCUGUAGAUCCAUUCCAUUUACAUUACUGUAAUCUCAAAGUAGACAGCCCGUAUCAUAAAGAAUUUGUCAAGAGGUAUGGAGAGGCAUGGGACAAUCUACUUGUGACUGUUACAGAACAGUCCCACACAGAUGUCUUUCCAAGAGACAAGCUCAUCUACUUAACUGCUGACUCUCCUAAUGUAAUGAAGACAUUUGAACAUGAUAAAAUUUAUAUAGUUGGAUCAAUGGUUGACAGGAGUAUACAGACUGGACUCUCUCUUGCCCAUGCAAAACGCUUGAAAUUAACAACUCAACGUCUUCCACUCGAGAGGUACUUGCAGUGGGAAAUGGGUGCCAAAAAUCUCACAAUAGAUCAAAUGAUUCGUAUUUUAUUAACUUUGAAAGACACUGGAGAUUGGAUGGAGGCUCUGAAAUUUGUUCCAAAAAGAAAAUACAAAGCUUUUUCAGAUGAAUCUGUAUAUUCAAAGUAUAAAACUAACACACAGAGUAGAACAAAGAUUUUUGAAUUUAACGGUAGUCAGGAAAGGGUAAAGAAUCCCUUUGCAUCCUCCAGGAAUUCUCUGCAAAGGCAGAAAAAAUUGGUGGGUAACUGAAGAAUCUUAAGGGAAAAUUAUGCUGCUAAUAGACUGAAGCUUCCAUUGACUUAAGUGCAAAUUAGAUGUGUAACUGAAGAGCAGAAGAGUAACUAGAAAGAACUGCUACCUGAUAAAAGCUUUUGAUGACCUUGGUAUUGUAGCUAUUUAAACAGAGGCUUAAAAAGACUGAGGGGGGAAGUGGAAAUCCAUGUAAGGAAAAUCUAUGAUACUUAAAUCUACAAAUUGCACCAUCAGAAAGUGUAAUUAAAUUUAAUACUGUGGUGGUGGAUACAACUUAUUUUAAAGCCUUACUUGUUCAACACCAAA
Molecule: messenger RNA, 2096 nt
Organism: Pelodiscus sinensis (Chinese soft-shelled turtle)
Lineage: Eukaryota; Metazoa; Chordata; Testudines; Trionychidae
Source: RefSeq, a predicted model, not a curated record